AUGUGGAUUUUUUUCACUGCAAUUUUCAAAGGUGAAGAGCAAGCACGCAUAAUAGAAAAGAAAAAGACCAAUAAACGACAAUUUGCCGUCCUUGUGGCAUUUAUGGAGGAGCAUCCCGAUAUAGCCAAAGGAAGCAGAUUUUCGAAUUCGUGGGAAUCGGUUUCCAGUAUUUGGUGGACGAUAACGGAGUCGUUGAAUGAGUUGGGACCUCCAAUUCGUUCCGUUGCAGCCUGGCAGAAGGUUGCUGAUUGUGCUCGAUAUUCGCGUAGGUCAUACGAGUUACAAAAAGAACGGUUUGCGCUGGAACUGGAAAAAUUCCAAUUUAAAAAGCAAGUGGUGCUGGAAAGGCAGCGAUUUAAAAAUCAACCAUUAGAAUUUAUUAUGCAACUUCUGGAAUAUAAACGUCAAAAGCUUGAUAACGAUAACAAUAAAAUUAAAUAA
This is a messenger RNA of Malaya genurostris, 441 nucleotides long. RefSeq lists its product as uncharacterized. The transcript has 3 exons. The record is from RefSeq and is a predicted model, not a curated record. NCBI's taxonomy places the organism in Eukaryota, Metazoa, Arthropoda, Insecta, Diptera, Culicidae. The coding region runs from base 1 to 441 and encodes 146 amino acids.